AUGCUCUAUAGGCUGGGAACUGAAGAAGUCGGACUUCACACAAACUUCCUCGGGACUCUGGCGACGCUGCUCUUCGAUGCAGAAGAGGCGCAGAAUGCUGCCAUGAAUGAAGUCCGGACAAACGCUCAACGAAUUUCUGCUCUUGAGGAGGAUCGGCAGUGGCUGUGGUACCAAAUAAAAGAGAUCCGAGGAAAAGGUGGCAAUCAAGAGAAAAAAAUCGGGAUUAUGCUGGAAGAGUAUAACAAGACCAAGGCAGUCGUGGAAUCAGUGGUCGGCGAGCAGCAGAAACGGCGGGUACACGACAUGGAGGAGAGGUCUGCGAGACUAAAACGCACGAUGGAAAGGCGCCUGGCACGGGCUGCGGCGGCCCGAAAGAAGCUACUAAACGGCAUACAGCAGAUGAACAUCCAACAAGAUAAAGACUUUGCAACCUACCAACAGGCUAACGAGACAUCCGAACAGGAACUCUUAGAAAUGCGGCUGAAGACACUGGCAUCAAUAUCCACGUUCGCUACGCUAGCGCCUCCUUUGCCGCCUGGAGCAUCACGAACAGCUCUUGUGGAGUUGUACGAGGCGACUAUGUCCGAUAGUGUACAAGCUAAGGGAAUACAAGCAAAUGAAGAUCUUUUGAGUCUGGAGGAAAGCUGCCGCGCGCAACUACUGCAAAUCAGGGGAGACAUACGAGAUUUCUCAAUCCUCAUAAGACUCGCAGAGAGCAGCUACCUGGCGCUCGAUGAUGAAUGCACCCAACUGUUUGGGUCAAGCAGCGGAGAUUCAAUGUCGGGUUUCAUGAAUAAGACUACUAUAGCUGACGAAGCGGCGCUAGAACGCGGAACAAAACAGUUCUGGAAAACGACAAACCAGCUAGAGCUGUUGGAUGCUUUACAAGCUCUGAAUAGCCGCCCCUUCAUAACAUCGGUGACAGAAGAUCUCGGUGAAUUUUCUGUGGAAUUUCUGAAAAGCGGAAGUAAUGGAGGACACAAGGACGAUUCACGCCUUUCCCUGACUGGGGAAUCGACAGAAAAUCUGAAACAAGGGUUGCUGGAUCAGUUUGACACCAACAUUCGGCAGGUUACCGAAGACCUGGAAGAUGCAAGGCUAAAAGCACAGCUCCAGAUGCAGAAUCGCCUUGCGGCUCGGGCUGCGAGAAGGCAAAAGGCGUCGACUGAAGCUUCAAACAAGGGUUCCACACAGACUGGUCGUGCGGAACUGGAGGCAGAAUGGAGAGCGAAAAAAAGAGCAUUUAUGGAGCAGCUGCUGAAACGAAGAACGGAGGAGCGGUUGAUCGGCCGAGCACGGCAAGGAGACGUCGAUCUACGAAAGGCAAUGGAGCUACGUCAAGAUCAGGAACUUGAUGACCUUGCAGCUCUUCAUCUGCAGGAGAAGGUAGCAGUAGUUCUGCUAGAACGGGAUAUCAAGAAGGCUGAACUCGAAGCAGCGCACGGCGUAGGCGAACUGCGCGAUGGGACUCCGGACGAAACAGAAGCAGAAACAACUGCACGACUUGCAUCGUUGGAAGAGGCCAAUCAAGGUAUCGAGGUUUCGCUUCGGGAAUAUUUGGACCUUGUGAUGCGGCGGGUCUCCGAGGAGCAUACGGUGGAAUAUGAUCGGCUUAAGUGCGAGCAUGCGGAUCAGAUGAGGGAGCAGUUUCACUAUUCCGAGGACGACAGCCGCUUCACCAAGCUAGCAGACAUCCUGGACUGCAAUGCCAGAGUUAAUGCCAGGCUGAAGGAGAUUGAGCUGGAGCAAGCAAACAACAUGCAACAGAAGAUGGAGGAAAUCAAGAGGGAGUUGACUUACGGCGCGGCAAACCGCAGGCAACAAAAAACUUCCGGAGAAGAUGCAGCACAGCAAGACAGGCAACGGGCAAACGAGUGGCGGGCAAACAUGGCUAGCAAGCGGGUGCAAUCGUUGGGAAGACGCUCCCAGCUGCGUGCCAGUGGUGCCCAUACAGAUGCCCUUCUUACUUUACUGAGGCAGAAAAUGGACAGACUUUGGGAAGCUCUUGAAGAAGAGAGAGUCCGGCAACAGACUGAGUUAGCGAUGAAGGUGAAACAGAAGCAGGUCGCAAGAAUGGCGAAGUUCGGCGACAUCCAGGGUCACCAGCAGGAAAAGAGGAACAAGCGAUUGACUGCGAGGGUUAACAGACUGAAAGACAUUGCAGCAAAGAGAACUCUGUGGAAGCAGCAGAAGCAAAAAGGGAACCCUGAACGGCAGUUUAGCCCUUUAGUCCAGCAUAUAAUCGAGGAAGAGCUUCUUUCGGAAAGCCUACGGCAGUUCAAAGAAGAAAACGUUGUUCAGUUUCGCGGCCGGUUCAUGCGGCUUCUCGGUCAGCUGGAGUUGAGUCUACGCGGUGCAGUCCUGCCCAGUUUCCUGGCUGAGCUGCAUUCCGUUGGCAAAUGCACUGCUUGUACAUCACAACUCGUCAGAGACGCAACCAUCGCAGGCAGGGGACAGAACAACAGGAUGAAGGCAGCUGCUUCCGAGAGCAACCUUACCAGCGUUUCCAGUAGAAGCUCCAGCGUCGACAGAGGGAACAGUGAUGGGUACAGCAGCGACCACUCAGCAGGAGGCGAAAACAGUAAUUCUGAGAGUGUUAGUGGCGGCAGCACCAGCAGUGAAAGCAGUAGCGAUAACAGUAGCAGCAGUGAAAGAAGUAGCGAUAACAGUAGCAGCAGUGAAAGCAGUAGCGAUAACAGUAGCAGCAGUGAAAGCAGUAGCGAUAACAGCAGCAGCAGUGAAAGCAGCAGCGGCACCGGAAGCAACAGCGGAAGCAGCAGUAGCGGACACAGCAGCAGUAGCACCAGUAGCAACGGCGAGAGUGACGUCAGUGGGCACGAGGAUGGCGGGAGCACUAGCAGCGAUGAAGACAACAGCGGCAAUAGGAGCUCGACAAGCACUACAAGCAAAAGAAGAGACAGUCGAUCCUCCUCCUGA
This is a messenger RNA of Toxoplasma gondii ME49, 2937 nucleotides long. RefSeq lists its product as hypothetical. NCBI's taxonomy places the organism in Eukaryota, Apicomplexa, Conoidasida, Eucoccidiorida, Sarcocystidae. The transcript has 18 exons. Bases 1 to 2937 code for a protein of 978 amino acids. Gene Ontology annotation, molecular function: mRNA binding. The record is from RefSeq and is a predicted model, not a curated record.